UGACCUGUGGUCACAUGAUGAGGGAUUUUAGUGCAUAUGCGGGACAAGAUAUGGCAUCAAGCAUAUCGUUCAUUCCUUGGAAUGUUACCAGGCCAGAAAACUCUUUCGUGGCUAGAAUGAAGGUGAUGCUACCGUCUCGUCUCCACCAUUUCAUCUUGGACCCCUGCAUAAAUUUUCCAAGUCGGAUAGUUUUAAAUAUUUUGGAAGCUGGAUUAGAAUUUGCAGUUAGAUUUUAUGCAAUUUGUAGAGUUAUCUAUCCCAAUCUUAGUGCUCUGAAAUAUCCCAAACGAGCAAAGCAGAGUAUAUCUGCAAUCAUUGUGUGCGCUGGGGGGAGUAUCAAGAAUCAUUCUACGCACGUUUGAAACGACGUACACCUAAUGAAUAUCCACACCUGGACGUGAAGAAUUUUGUCCAUGCAUUAAUUCAUAUCAUGGUUUGUCUGAGACAGGAAGACAUCAACUAAUAAAAUCCCAAUCGCAUAAUCAGAAAGAUGAUGCCAUUUUGACAAUGCCAUUGCACCAACAUGAGAUUCUCUACGUUAUUUAUCAUGUAUUUACUUUCAAAUUUAAUCAACAUUCUUCAGUAUUUGGCGAGGAAGUUUUGCCCAGACUAAACAAUUCCAGAGAUGUUUAAUAAAUCAAGAAUUGCGCAAUUUCUUGGAUAAGGUUCUUGAUAAUCGCAUGCCGUUUCAUUUUAAGAACAUUAAAGUGUAGCUACUUAUUUUAAGGAGUUUAUACUUUUGUGAUAUUAGUUAUUUCAAUUUACGUAUAUAAAAAAUUUCGUUCGUAAAAUCAAGUACAAUAAAUUGGUUAUAAAAUGAA
Messenger RNA from Folsomia candida, 821 nucleotides. RefSeq lists its product as uncharacterized. The record is from RefSeq and is a predicted model, not a curated record. The transcript has 3 exons. NCBI's taxonomy places the organism in Eukaryota, Metazoa, Arthropoda, Collembola, Entomobryomorpha, Isotomidae. Bases 15 to 362 code for a protein of 115 amino acids.